This is a messenger RNA of Drosophila guanche, 1570 nucleotides long. RefSeq lists its product as uncharacterized. The record is from RefSeq and is a predicted model, not a curated record. Lineage: Eukaryota; Metazoa; Arthropoda; Insecta; Diptera; Drosophilidae. The transcript is spliced from 2 exons. The coding region runs from base 50 to 1486 and encodes 478 amino acids.
CCCUGAAGACACUUCCAAUUUGGAUUCUAGUUCGAAAGCUACUUGAGAAAUGAAAAUUCUGGUGUCGCUCUUAUUUGUCGGCUGCCUCUGCAGCUGCAGCUGCAUUGGGGAUGAUGGGCAAAAGAUCACGGAGCUGCUCACCAAGAACACUGAAGAGCUAAGCGAAGCCAAUGCUCUGUUGAGCAGCAUCGACACAGUCGGUAAAAGAAUCGAAUCGAAUCUGGAAGCGCAGCGAAAGGCUCUGCAGGUCAUUGGUCUGGUCGAGCAGCUACUGGCCAAGCAAAAUGAUUUCCUGGAAGCCCAAGCCGAGGCGUUGUUGGAAACCUUCGCCAAUAGCUCGCGGCAAGGCCAUGAGUAUGCAAAGCGAACGCAACAGGAACUGCAUGAUCUGACCAGGCUGCAGGAGGGAACCAAGCACUUGAUCCUCCACCUGGAGGCCAAGCUAGACGCCUACCAAAAGCACCUAAUCCAAAGCGCCCGAGGCAUAGACCGCAGCAUCGACGGCCUCACCAAGCUGGUCACGCGCUCUGUUCUACCCCAGCUCAAUGGACUGCAGUGCUCAUUCGACAGCCUGGAGACGGCGCAGAUCAACAUUGAAGUGGAGCUGAAGAGCCUGUCCGGUGUGAAGGAGUUGAGCGAAGACACCAACAAUAAAUUGGGCAUCCUCGAUCACCAGCUCAAGCACUUCAAUCGCACUCAGGAGGCUCGUCUUGAAGCACUCACCAGCGCAGUCAGGCAUCUGCGGCCAUUGAACACGAGGCACAUCGAAGCUGCUCUGCGCGAUCUGAUCAUAUCCCAGAAGCGCAUCGAACUGGAUGUGGAGAAUUGCGGCAAGCACUCCCACCAGCAUAAUCCUCGACCUGAAUCGCACUCCCCGAGCUAUGGACCCACUGAGCAUCAGCAUCCACAUCACGCUCCUCAGCCUGAGUCCCACUACAGCAGCUACACCCACCAGCAGCACGGAUCACAGCAGGAGUCCCAUCACCAGGGUUAUGGAAACAUUGCACCACAGCCGCACCAUCACGAGCAACAACAUUACCAGCAGCAGGCGAGUGCCAAGCCCGUGGAUGUGGUUCAAGUUUGGAGUAUUAAGGAGCCACAGAAGCAUGGCGAGCGACCCGAAAACCAUCGUGUGAGCGCCUAUGCCGAGUCACCGGAACCCAAGGCAAAGCACGCAUCGUGGUCGGAGACGCACCAGAGCAGUGGGCCCGUGUCUGCCCACUCGGUGUCCUGGCAACAACCUCUGCCCUGGGAGGAGGCAUCUCCCUACCAAUCCGCACCAUCUCCGAAUCAUCCCCACGAACAUCCUCACAGGCCUGUACCUCUGCCGCUGCCCCAGAAACCAUGCCAGAAGGGACAUUCAAAAACAUCCCCACAGUCCUAUAAACCGCAGCAGGUCUCUGUCUCUGGCCAUGAACACGUUGCCCAGCCGGGCGAGUCCUACAGAAUCUGGUAUGCCGAUGAUUCCAUAAAAGAUGCUUACUAAAGGAAUUUGAAAGUGGAACUAAAUAGAUCUCCUCGAGUAGGAAAUUAGCAAAUUGAUUAACUGAUUAAACUCUAAAUAAAUAAA